Messenger RNA from Poecilia reticulata (guppy), 6592 nucleotides. RefSeq names its product synaptic vesicle glycoprotein 2C-like. Lineage: Eukaryota; Metazoa; Chordata; Actinopteri; Cyprinodontiformes; Poeciliidae. Gene Ontology annotation, biological process: chemical synaptic transmission; transmembrane transport. Gene Ontology annotation, cellular component: synaptic vesicle membrane. Gene Ontology annotation, molecular function: transmembrane transporter activity. The record is from RefSeq and is a predicted model, not a curated record.
UCCCUUCUCUCCCUCCCAUCGCACUCACGCUUCCCCCGCAGCCUCUCUCUGUUUUCUUGGACUGCAGCAGAAAAAUCCGCUGCAUCGCACAAGAACAGAAAGCAGAGAUCUGGCUGCGAUGUCUGCUCCCUCUGUAUCCGUGUAAGUGAGGAGGAAAUCCGGGAACGGAGCUGUCGGACUGCGAUGCUUUCUGGUUCCCCUGGAAAUUAUUCCCUCUGCUGAGUUCUGACCGGACAGAAUUCGGAUAGGGUCUCCGUCUGAACUCUGUCUGGUAACGCCCAUCCAAUGGAAAAAGACAUGAUUGUUUAACCAUUAGUUACCUGGCUGCUGGUUACUUUCUCAAAGCUUAUACAGCAUCUCACCCUACCUUGAGAUAAGUCAUCAGUAAUAAGUAAAGAGGUACUUUAAAUUUACAUUUAGUGCCAACUCUCCUUGUGCCAAGAUGGAUGAAGCACCUAACAACAGGACUUCCUUGGUCAAAGGUGCCAAGGACAUCGCAAAGGAAGCCAAGAGGCAUGCUUCCAAAAAUUUCAACAAAGCUGUUGAUCGUGCCUCUGACGAAUACUCUGCCCAACGCAGCUAUGACCGCUUCCACAACGAGAAUGAGGACAACUACAACGUGUACAAUCAGCCGGAAUACGGCGACAACGCGGCCAACGACGAGGACGGGGCGUCCAGUGACGCAACCGAGGGCCACGACGACGAAGAUGAGAUCUACGAAGGCGAGUACCAAGGCGUGCCGGCCUCCAACAACGAAAAGCCCCGGGAUGGGCAGGUGGCUCUGGGCCUAAAGAACCUCAAGAGCCAGAAGGAGCUGGAAAACGAGAGGCAGGCAGACGAGGAGGAGCUGGCUCAGCAGUACGAGCUGAUCAUGCAGGAGUGUGGCCACGGGAGGUUCCAGUGGCAGCUUUUCUUCGUGCUCGGACUGGCGCUCAUGUCUGACGGCGUGGAAGUGUUUGUGGUGGGGUUCGUCCUGCCCAGCGCUGAGACGGACAUGUGCGUCCCCAACUCUGGCGCGGGAUGGCUUGGCAGCAUUGUGUAUCUGGGCAUGAUGUUCGGAGCGUUUUUCUGGGGCGGCCUGUCAGACAAGGUGGGCCGCAAACAGUGCCUGCUCAUAUCCAUGUCCGUCAACGGCUUCUUUGCCUUUCUCUCCUCCUUUGUUCAAGGCUACAGUAUGUUCCUCCUCUGCCGCAUGGUGUCUGGCUUUGGGAUUGGCGGCGCGGUGCCCAUCGUGUUCUCGUAUUUUGCGGAGGUCUUGGCCCGGGAGAAGCGAGGUGAGCACCUGAGCUGGCUCUGCAUGUUCUGGAUGAUCGGAGGGAUUUACGCCUCAGCCAUGGCCUGGGCCAUCAUCCCACACUACGGGUGGAGUUUCAGCAUGGGGUCAGCCUACCAGUUCCACAGCUGGAGAGUGUUUGUGGUGGUCUGUGCGCUGCCGUGCGUCUCAGCGGUGAUUGCUCUCACUUUCAUGCCCGAGAGCCCCCGCUUCUUCCUGGAGACGGGGAAACACGACGAGGCCUGGAUGGUUCUCAAACACAUCCAUGACACCAACAUGCGGGCCCGAGGAGAGCCUGAGAGAGUCUUCACCGUGAACAGGAUAAAAAUCCCCAAACAGCUGGACGAGCUGGUGGAGAUGCAGAACGAGUCGGCCAACCCGGUGCUUAAGGUCCUUUGCAAGAUCAAGGCAGAGCUCAGAGGGAUCUGGUUGACUUUUAUGAGAUGCUUCAGCUACCCAGUGAAAGAAAACACCAUGAAGCUGGCAGCAGUCUGGUUCACUUUGUCAUUUGGGUUUUACGGGCUGUCGGUGUGGUUCCCGGACGUCAUCAAACACCUUCAGGCUGACGAGUACGCCUCCAGAGUGAAGAUCCAUCACAACGAGCGCAUUGAAGACUUCACCUUCAACUUCACACUGGAGAACCAGAUCCACAGGAACGGAGUAUUUAUGAACGACAGGUUUCUCAACAUGAAGUUCAAGGCUGUGACGUUUAUAGACUCAUCUUUUAUCAACUGCUAUUUUGAGGAUGUUUCCUCAGUGGGAUCCUCCUUCAAAAACUGCACCUUCGUGGACUCUUUCUUUUACAACACGGACGUAGAUGAUGCCAAGCUGACAAAUUCAAGAGUGAUCAACAGCUCCUUCCACCACAACAAGACUGGCUGCCAGAUGACGUUUGACGACGAUUACAGCGCCUAUUGGGUCUACUUUGUCAACUUUCUGGGAACGCUCGCCGUGUUGCCGGGGAACAUCGUUUCUGCUCUCCUAAUGGACAAGAUAGGACGCCUCAGCAUGUUAGGAGGCUCCAUGGUGCUGUCGGGAAUCAGCUGCUUUUUCCUUUGGUUUGGCACCUCUGAGUCCAUGAUGAUCUUCAUGCUCUGUCUCUACAAUGGUCUCAGUAUCUCUGCGUGGAACUCCCUGGAUGUAGUCACCACUGAGUUGUACCCUACAGACAGGAGGGGCACAGGAUUUGGCUUCUGUAACGCCAUAUGUAAGCUGGCAGCAGUUCUUGGCAACCUGAUUUUUGGCUCCCUGGUUGGCAUCACCAAGGCUAUUCCUAUUCUCCUGGCGUCAGCUGUUUUGGUUGGUGGCGGACUGGUGGGCCUCCGACUACCAGACACACGUUCCAACGUCCUCAUGUGAACGCCGGCCAAGAAAACGGGUUUACCAGGUUUUUACUCAGCCUACUGAACAGUGGGUUUUCAGCUAUUGUUUAUUUAAAUAUCACUGAAACAGUUAUUGCUGCCAUUGCCCAAAUGUAUUUCAUCUAAAAGAAACAAUGCUAAGCAUCGCAACAACUCAAAAUGCAUUACAGGUAAUGAUUGUUCAGUUGAUUCUGAGUAAAAUACCUGGUUAAGAGUCUAAUGCAGUUCUACAAACCUGUAGAUGUACAGAGAAAGCUUCUAUGGAAAAUUGUCUUACAGAUGCACCAGAUGCCAGUUUUAUGUUUUUCCAGAACUGUUGGUGUUUAAAGCAAAAGGCUCAUCUAUCAUGAGUGGAGAUGAAACAGCAGCUCAUUAGCUUCAAGCUUUUUCACACAUACAAGCCACAAAGGCAUCUACAAAAGCUGCAAAAGGCUUGGAGUUUCAGCAACCUUUCAUAUCUCCUCCAGUACUGCUCAGAAAGAAAGUAUAUACAGACACAAUUACAUGCUCUAUGACCUAGUCAAUGAGUUUGCACUUUGAGAAACAACACGGCUUUUCAGCUAGUGCUGCAAACGAUCACCAAAACAACAUAAUUGUCAAACAUUGGCCUUUUUAUAUUAUGUUGAUCUGUUAAUCUGCUUUGGAGAAUAGUACUCUUAUUUUAUGUCUCUUGAAUUAUUCAUGCAUGUGCCCCUUGGACGGCAGAACCUACUUCUGUUGUGCAGUCGUAUUUUGAAAAGUCAGCAGAAAUAAAUAUGGCAGAAAUGAACCGAUUUUUAAAAAACUACUUUACUAUAUUUUGUUACUUUUUAAAUAAUUAUUUUCCACAUAUUGUUGAAGUAUAUUAAGUUUUUUUUUUUAAAUAGUACCCUACGAUGACAUCAGUAGUGGCCGUUAUAUUAAUAUUGCAAAUGUUCAUCAACAAACCAAAGAAUAUUUAUUAGAUGUUGAAUUACAAGAGAUCACUAGUAGUGUCAGUCUUCUUACAAAACCUUUACAUUGACAGCUGCUCUGUUUUAUUACUAAUUUAUUAUUUAUUUGUCAUAGCAGGAGCAGAUGUUAUGGUCAAAAUAAAAUCAAUAUAACUUCUCCAAAGCAGUCCUUUAUGAGGAACCUCUAGAGUAAAUUCCAUUAUGCAGAAAUUGAGCUUUCAUAGUUUUGCGCUGAUGUAGCAUCUCAUCAUUUGAAAAGACGUGAAAGUUACAGUAUGGUGAAAAGAGAGGCUUUUCCACAUGUCUCCAUGUUCUACAGCCUGCUGAAGUGUUUACUGACUGCUGGAGCUCCGUGACUUUCUGUAGCAAAGCAGACUGCUGCUCUACUGUGACACCCAGUGGCUGUUUUCUAGGAUUGCGCAUUAUGCCCUCAGAUUUGAAAAAAAAAAUUUUUUUAAAUCAAAACUAGACCCUGGAAAAUUCAACCUAAAGUUAUGAUAAAAAAAAAAAAGUACACAUCUGAAAUUCAAGGUUUUUACUAUGUUGACGUAUUAAAUUGUAGAUUAAGUUCAGAAAUUUUAUUUUAAAAAAAACAAAAAAAACAGUUCGAAAAGUCAAAAAUAUGCGACUUUUGGAAAUUUUCUAUCAAAAGUUGCAAAUGUUUGACUUUUGGAUCUUAGAAAUUGUUUCUAGAAAAUUUCUAGAAAACUGAUUCAUCUAAAAAAUUCUCAGUUUUUGGGCAGAAUUUUUCUUUGCUUUUUCUAUUUGUAAAGACCCAAAAAUGCCAUCUUAUUUUUUUCACAUUUAUGAGGGCGUUUUUCACAAUCGUUCCCAUUUUGACUUCAUUUGUUUUUGUUUUGUUUUAUGAUUACUGAUGGAAUUAUUUAUGUAUUAAAAUAUUUAAAACUGGGGUAUUGCUACGCUGAAUAACAUGGUGUAUGUUGUUGAGAAUUAUAACCAUCCUUUCAUGUUUUAUGCAAAUCCAACUGCAAGUUCCAAAACAUCUCUUAACAACCUGACAUAGUUUUUAAUAUCGGGCUUCUUUACUUGUGCUUCGUGGGUCUAGUCACCAGCUAGAAACUGGAAAUAUGUUCUACAUACAUUUUGUGAUGAACAUAUAAUGAAAGGUUGGUGAUCAUCAAGCUUUUUGACGCAAAUUGCAAGACUGACAAGGUCAUAAGGUAAAAAAUAAAUAAAUAAUAAUAAAGUAGUAGUUUAGUCAAAACUGGCAACUUCUGCAGCUACAUUUCUAAAUAAUAAUAAAAAAAGUUUACAUUUUCUGCUUUUUACUGUGGAGACUUUUGGGAGUAGAGUCCUUUUUGUCUGAAUGCUUCCUGUCUCUUCCUCUCUUCGUGUCUCUGUACGUGUCGCGGCGUCAAGCUCGCCACGAAGGGCUUUGCUCUUCUGUAAAGAAUCUGCGCCACAGGACAUUUUUGUCGGUGUCUGAACUUGUGCUACUCUUUCUUUCUAUCCUUCUCCUGUCGGUUUGCUCACGAUGUCUCUUGGUCCUCUGUCCUGUGUUGACCUCCUCUGCCUUGCUGCUGCUCCCUGUAAAACUCAAAAGCCUUUCUCUGAACUUGUGCCUCUCUCUCUGUCUAGCCCAGCUCUUCUUCCAAACAUCUGCUGGACGCUUUGCUGCUCUUUCUUGCUUUUUUUUUUUCCUUUGGUCCCUUAUUGAUGCGUGUGUGUGUUUACCAUUCAAGUGUACUGUACAAAAGGUUUAGUUAACAUCCUUUUCCAACAAUAAAAGCCAUGUCUAUGGUGUUAGCUCUCAAAAUAUUUGCUAAUUAUUUUUGCUAAAUGGUCGUCUGUUUUAGUCUGUUGUGCUAAUUUUUUUUAGAGCUCAGCACAAUGAGAGCAAAUGUUUCAACGGUCUGCGAGUCUCGAUCAAGUAAAUCAUUUUAGAAAUGGUUUUUGAAGUUUUAGGAGUUUCCUCUAGAUAACCGUAACAACUCAAUUUGAAACGCUGCUAAUGAACUCUUUCUAGAAAGAUACCUCCAUUUUUAUUGUCUGGAGGGCAUUUGAGUAAACUAAAAUGAUCAACAGCAUCGCCUGAACGUAAUGCUUGCUGCUAUGCUAACAGAGCUUUGAUUGUGUAAUGGGAUUUAAGGAUAAACCAUCAUAUCUGAAAAUGUCCAGUAACACAAUGUAUUUCCUAAUUUGGUAGUGCUUUCAUUUUAUAUAGUUUAUUUAUUUAUUUGUCAUUAAUAAAUCCUACUACAGCAUGUUAGGGUCAUGAUAGAUAGAAAAAUUUUUGCAUAUUUCCAUCAAAACAGAAAUUUGUGAGGUCCAAAAGUCGAAUGUUGCAAAAAAAACAACUCAGAAAUGUUUGACUUCUCAAAGUUUUCUCUGAAUUUUUUGGCGUAAAAAUUUACUCCUCCGUCUAUAAUGGAGCAGAGGUGCUCAAAUCUGAGUCCAGAGUGUUUGGCCUUAGUAAAUCGGAUGGUUUUUCUGUUUUAUCAGAUUUAAAGACUUUUCUUUACCGCGUUUAGCGCUUUAACCCUUGCAGCUCCAACUUGUGCUGAACAAACGUCUCACAAAAAUCCUGCAUGUUUGUUACUAAAGUCUCCAUGUUUGUGUGCCCCCUCCCCUCGCUCUCCAGCCAUUUUUCUGUAUCUUCGUUGUUCCUCUGUGCGGGUUAGGAGACGUGUUUUCCCGGGUUAAUGAAUGUACCGCUCCUGCGUGUCGUCAGAUGUGUUGUGGACGGGUGCUCACGAAGGCGUGAAAGCGCAUGCUAGCGCUAAAAAUGUACGUCCCGCAAAACUGUUCAUCCGGCAGAGGUGCUCAAAUCUGAGUCCAGAGUGUUUUUAGUUAGAUGAAUUAUAACAUUUGGGAGCCGGAAAUGUGUUGCCGGAAUUGAGCAACAAAGACGGCACGCGCCAGAUUGGAGGACCUUUGCUGUCGAACAAUGUGUGGAUUUGUGUGUAAAACAAUUUACGUGUCCUUGAUAUGAUUUAUUUUGAUAAGAAAAGAGAAUGCGGUGUUGAAGGUGGAUUCCACAAACUGAAUAAAGAGUUUCAUUUGAA